AUGGAAGCGAACACGGAUUCGGUGCGCUCGGAUAUCCAGAGAUGGAGAGCCAUUACCAACACCUGGAAUGAAACUGGGCAUCUCACCGAAAGAGUUGGGCUGAUUCCCAAGAAAAGCCACAAAGUCAAAGCCACCCUCCACACCCACAGCAAAGGCACAGCGAAAUCGCGGACACAGCCGCCGCGGACACUCAACACAUAUCUGGAUCGACUGGUUGUGGCCCAGAAAAAGGAUAUUGACUCGCUCUCCCGCGGGCCCAUGAGCGUUCGAAAAAUGAACACCACAUUCGAUGAGGUCAAGGGCAUUGAUCCGCUUUCCAAAGUCGUGCCUGGGCCAAGGACCGCAACCGCAUCGGCAGCCAACAGUGUUCCCUCACGCCCUCGCACUCAAACAGGCUCCGGCAGCUGCACCAUCGCCCAGAAGCCUGUCUCUGGAAAAUCGAGCUCUGCACGAGACUCACGAGCAGCGCCGAUCAAAGCACGCUCGGCUCAUUCAGAGACCUACAGUCAGGCCACAGGUCCGCCGAUGCCCGAUAGGCCCGAUAUUGCGCCGGAUGAUACAUCGCUGAUUCCAAGUGGAGAUGGUAUUCAUCAGGUGCUUGAGCAAUACGAUCCCGUUAAGCUGAUGGAGGCCAAGGAGAAAGCCCAGCACGAAGCACCCGCAAAUGUGGAGCCGCACAAACCUCGCGAUGUCACUAAUGUCGCGAUGGAACUGAAGAAGACUCGGCGCUUUAUCCCGAGUUACCACACAAGCUUCACCAAAUCGGACCAGUACCAAACACUCAAAACGAUUGACGAAAAGGUCGUCGAGGGAUCUUGGAAAUACAGGCAGGGAAGUUUUGCCAAGGCCGAUCGCCUUGCCGAGCUCCAGGACUAUGUUCAAACGGAAAUCAGAGCGCUAGGGUGCGACGGCUCCGGGCCAGAUCUGAGGCGUCUUCAGAUCUACAGUGUCUGCUUUGACCAAGUGAUCGCCGAGUUUAGAACUUAUGGGCCUUUGCUCGCAGAGAUCAAACGAGAAUACGAUAGAGUCAUUGCCACAUACAAGUAUGAUGAAAAAGAACGAGACUUUUUGCGAUCAAAAGUUCAAAAGUUGCUGAGUCAAAACGAAAACAGACUGUUGCUGAAGUAUGAGCGCAGGAAGUGUAUCAAACUGGAGGAGGAGACGGAUCGACUGGAUGCCGAGAAUCAAUUCCUCAAGUCCGAGCUUAAGCGCAAGCUCUCUCUCUACGCUGGAUAUUUGCCGGCAUCGGUGUUCCAGGAGAAAAGGAAGGAUGAAAUACUGCUCAAAGACUCAAGUAUUCGACGUCAUGCUAUUGGCGAGGAUCCCAUCACCGUCUAUGAGGGGCGCAUCGCUAAUCUCGAAGCAGAUAACGAGGCACGAUAUGUCGAUAUCAAAGCAUUAGAGCGAGCACUCGAAAUGGAUUAUGUUCCGCGCCAGCUACAUGAAAAGCUUGACGAUGGGUACAGAGAAGCCGAAAGCGAACUCCGAAGAAUUCGCGAGCGCGCCACCCAGCUUGAGAAAGAUCUGGCACAGAAGCAGGAAGAGCUCACCAAAACAGAGGCGGCCCUGCGCGAGAAGGAAGAGCAGUAUCUCUUUCUCAUCAGCGAAUACAAUGAACUCUCGGAGGCCAUGACCAAGCUGGGCAGUACCUCCAAUGCCAAGUCGGGAUCGGUCGGCAACGCAGCCCAAAAUCCUUCCGGCUCAGGUAUCAUCAGUACCGCGGCCGGCGUGGAUAAAUCAUCACCUGGGCUUGAAGAUGCUCACGCCAUCAGCGAACACCGGGAAAGUGCGGUGGCCCAACCAGAUGAAUGAUCCAACGCCAACGAACACGUCGACAGAGAGAUCCUUGUCGACUUAAUGACAUGCCUUAUGUAUGGCCCGGUGGGGAGUGUCCUGGCUGCUCCCUGUUACCCACUGCGAUGGUGAUGGGCAGUGAAGGAGCGGCUCGAGAUAGUCGGAAAGCAUCAGGCGACGAGGCGUGGAGCCAUUUUCCGUGACUUGCUUCCGUGGGUGGAUGAUUAUUGCCGUGUAUUGUCGUCCCAACAAAUGAUCCCAACAAGGAGGAUGCCCCGCCUCAUUUUUGAACGCUGCAAAUCUAUUCAUAUCGAUUGGCUGCAACAGUGGUAGUAGUGACACAAUCGAUUCGCAUCAACCAGCCAUCAAAUGGAAGCUCUCUAUGAUGUAACCAAAGAGCGACUCGC
This is a messenger RNA of Polychytrium aggregatum, 2201 nucleotides long. RefSeq lists its product as uncharacterized. The record is from RefSeq and is a predicted model, not a curated record. The transcript has 9 exons. The coding region runs from base 1 to 1812 and encodes 603 amino acids. Lineage: Eukaryota; Fungi; Chytridiomycota; Chytridiomycetes; Polychytriales.